AUGGCUCAAGGUUUCCUCACCGAAGAGAACGCGUUUGUGGCAGUCUCUAAUUAUAAGGCUGACAGAUAUUUCAUAAUGGAAUGGACGUAUACGGCGGUGUUCUACGCGUUUUCGUGUUUUGUUUUUUACCAUCUGAUCUACACAGAAAACAUAUUGAAACCGUACUUGGACAACCUGACCUUGGACAAUAUUAACUAUGUGCUGAUGACGUCGCUGUCCGUCCUCAUCGUUUUGUUAAAUCCGUUGUUGGCGAGUAGAGCACGUGAAAAGCGAGAAGAAUAUUUCAAACUCUGGCGAGAAUAUCAGAUUCAAUAUGAACAGUACACUGUUGCGGAAUUGGACCUAGGUUCGUCGAUUCUUAUCGUUAUGCUCAUUAUUGUUGGUGCGAUCGUAACAACGCUUGAGUUGGUCGCAAACUGCGCCUUAACAUCGCAAGUACAGCCCACUUACGUGUACGCUAAUUGGCUCAUUUAUUUUUAUACAAACCUUACGACCAUCCAGUGGGUCACGGACUGCCAUUUAUUGACCAUAGCCUCCGAGAUGUUGCUCGAUCAAUUAUUAGUACAGAUGACCACUGUGGCCACGUCUAACAGAGUCGACGGCGGCGGCGGCAAAGGGGUCGAAGCGCGCGUGUCCUGUUUCGUCGAACUUUGGCGAAAACUUUCGGACAUGUCCAGCGGACUGAUGUACACCGGUCGUGGUCUGUAUGAAUUCAAUUUCUUCGUUCAGUCGGUGAUCGUCGUGCAAGCUCUAUACGGUAUCGUCGCCCUGUACAUCGGUCGACAUCACUCAAUCGUACACUACUACGUAUACUUCCCAACUACCGCAUGGUCGAUUUUAAAUCUGGUCGUUCUGUGCGAGGCUGCGUAUUCGGUCACCAAUCAAGUAGGAUUCAAAACCAAUAUAGCAAUACAGUCGAUGGCUUGCAAUAAAUUCAGUUUAGAAACUCAAGAGCAGAUUUUCACGGCUUUGAAAACUAUCCAAUCCCACACACCUGUAAUAACUGUAAGUGGUUUUUUCACCAUGGAUCGAACAUACAUACUGAGUUAUCUCGGAGUAGCUGUAUCGUAUAUCAUUGUUCUGGCACAAUUUAAAAUUGGUACUUCUUAA
Molecule: messenger RNA, 1110 nt
Organism: Metopolophium dirhodum (rose-grain aphid)
Lineage: Eukaryota; Metazoa; Arthropoda; Insecta; Hemiptera; Aphididae
Exons: 7
Coding region: 1-1110 (369 amino acids)
Biological process (GO): sensory perception of taste
Cellular component (GO): dendrite; membrane; neuronal cell body
Source: RefSeq, a predicted model, not a curated record